AUGGUGUGGAAGAGCUGGGGACGGCGGCUCCUGCUGAGCGCGGCCGUGCUCCUCUGCUCGGCCGCUGCUGCUGCUGCCGGCGACGUCUCCCUCAGCUUGACCAGCGCCCCGCCGCGCAUCUCGACGUCGCCGUCGGCGGUGUUCGCCUUCCGUGCCGUGCAGAGCAGCGGCUGGACCUGCGGGGACUGCGCCAUUACCUGCAAGUUGGACGGUGAAAGAAGAUCGGACUGCGGGGGCAACGGAAAUGGGACGGAGGUGGUAACCUUUGCAGGACUCAAGGACGGGAACCACACAUUCGCAGCGUGCGCGACCCCGAGAUCAGGAUCAGGAAGCAGCGCGGGCCCAACCUGCGCCACCUACGCCUGGGAUGUUGACACCGUUCCUCCGACGGCGACGGUGGCGGCGGAGUCGGCCUUCACGGCCGCGCCCAACGUCUCGGUGCUCGUCUCCCUGAGCGAGCUGUGCCCGGGCGGCGGCGGCUUCACGUGCAACGCCACCUACUGCGACCUCAUCGUGUACGGGCCUGGCCGUGUGGAGCCGUCCACCCUGGAGGCCGUCGUGCCCGGCCUGCGGUACUCCGUCGCCGUGUCGGCGUCGCCGGACGUGGACUACGGGCGCAUGAUCCUGGUGAUGCGCAGAGGGUUCUGCACCGACGUGGCCGGCCACCGCUUCCGGAGGAGCUCCAACUCGAGCUUCACCCUCCGCUUCGACAAAAGGAGCGAUUCCAUGAACAUCACCGCCAGCAUCCCGCAGAAGCUCCUGCAGAUCCAGGGCGCGAUGAGGGUGGUCGAGGCCACCAACAACGACAGGGAGCUGAGGAUAUACAUGUCCUUUGCGGAACCGGUGAUGAACUCGUCCGCGGAGAUCCUCGCCGCUCUCACCGCGACCGGGGCCGUGCUGACGCCGACCAACAGGAGCACGCUCGGCAACCGUCGGUUCGGUUUCGUCGUGAAUAAGAUAUCGAGCACAGCUGUUGUGACUGUUGCAUGUGAUACGAGUUCCGUGAUCAGCAGACAGGGGACCCCAGUUUAUUCAUCACAACCAUUCACAUUUCUAUAUGAUACGCGACGGCCUUCUGUUAAACUGGCAACGUCGACCGUGAGGACAAGCUCACACACCAUCCCCGUCUUGAUCAAGUUUGAAAAGCCUGUGUUUAACUUCACCUCCUCUGCAGUGCAACUUUCUGGGGGCAAACUAUUGAGCUUCCAUGAAGCUAGUAAGAGCAUAUACACAAUGCAGAUCCUGGCAGUUGACAAGCUGGUUUCGGUCCAGGUUGCUGAGAACACAGCUCAGGACGUGGCUGGGAAUCCCAAUCUGCCAUCAGACCGCCUCCAAGUGAGACACUAUUCUGUCCCUGCAUCGUCUUCAUCCAUCGCAACCAUCGCCACCGUAAUAUUUGCAGCAACCGCCAUCCUCGCCACACUGCUCACCAUCUCCACAUCAUCGCUUAUUGCAUCCGGCGCCAUGGCAAGGCCUUCGUCUUACUCCAUCUCCGAGCCAUCACGAAAUCUUCUGAGAAUGGCAUGCCACAUCCAGAUCUUCGCUCUGUCGAGAUGGCUGUCGAUAAAUCUGCCGGUGGAGUACUACGAGCUGGCCAAGGGGAUAGAGUGGACAAUUCCGUACAUCCGGCUUCCGUGGGAGGGUCCCUCUGCAGAUCCAUUCGUGGGCUACUCCACCAUGCCAGCCAUUGCGUACUCGGAGCUGGUGGACAGGAGUGAUGUAAUACAGGCUGAUCCCUACUACCCUGGAGCUGCACCAGGUGGUCAGCAGCAGCAGAUUACGCCGAUGCAGAUACCGGUAGAAGGGAAGCCGCCGGCGAUCCCGCUGCAGAUCCAGGCGUUGGAUGGGAAGCCACUGACCGCAAUGGAGUACCGAUCUUUCUUUGAGAAUCAGGACAUGAAGCCUGAAGCGCAGAUUAUCAUGAAGCUGCAAGAUUUGGACGGGUGGAAAUACUUUGGAAGAAACAUGUUGUGGCUGGGUGUCAUUGGGGGAGGUCUCAUACUGCUGCAUCUUCUUCUCCUCCUCUACUUGAGAUUAAGGUACAGAGGAGGCACAGGAAAGUACGGAGCACUCGUCCUCCCCAGAUUUGAGAUCAUGCUUGCAAUCCUUGCGAUGCCUUGCAUAUCCCAAGCGUCUGCAGCACUCAUCAGAGGUGGGACUACCGGAGGGUUGGCAGUGGGGAUCGUGCUCAUCGGCAUCUUGACGGCGUUCCUGGUGGCCUUGCUGCUGUUCCUGUCGCUGGGCAUCACGACGGGCAGGCUGCUCCAGUACAAGGAGGUGCACCAGGAGGGGCAGGAGCACCGCUGGUACCAGGAGAUCGUCAGGCGGUCGCUCGGCCCCGGCAAGCGCGGGCAGUGGACGUGGAAGGACCCCGCCCGCGCCGCGCGGCUCGUCAAGCUCGGCCCGCUGUUCGAGGACCUGCGCGGCCCGCCCAAGUACAUGCUGACGCAGAUCGUCGUGGGCGGGGGCGGGAAGCGGGCGGCGGCGGACCAGCGGAUCAUGGCGUCGGAGGACGAGAACGAGGACGCGGAGGCGCCGGUGAUCCAGAAGGUGUUCGGCAUCCUGAGGAUCUACUACACGUUCCUCGAAUCGGUGAAGCGGGUGGCGCUGGGCAUCGUGGCGGGCGCGCACGCGUCGUCGGGCCGGUCGUCGCGGGCGCACGCCGUCGUGGUGCUGGCCGUCGCGUCGUUCCAGCUCUUCUUCAUGCUGCUCAAGAAGCCCUUCAUCAAGAAGCGGGUGCAGCUGGUGGAGAUCGUGGCGGUGGCCAGCGAGGUGUUCAUCUUCGCCGCCUGCCUCGUGCUCAUCGACAGGAACAGCGGCGACGGCAGGGGCGAGCUCGAGGAGGUCGAGGAGAGCGGCGGCGUGGGGAUCGCCAUGCUCGGCGUCUUCUCGCUGGCGUUCGCGGCGCAGGUGUGCAACGAGUGGAACGCGCUGUACCGGCAGGUGCAGUUCCUGAGCCCGGACAGGAGCUCCUUCCUGGAGGGCGCCAAGGCGGCUUCGGUCGGGCUGCUGCUGCUGGUGCUUCCGUCGUCGGUGCUGGGCGACCCGCUGGCGGGCCAGCAGCAGCAGGAGCCGUCGCCGGAUGGCGGCGGCUCCACGGGCCAGACGGUGCCGGGCGAGGCGCAGAGGAGUUCGAACGAGCGGUCGUGGCUUGGGCAGCUGCGGGAGAUGGCCAAGGCGAGCUUCAGCAGGGACGGGGAGGACCCGUCCAGCAGCACCGCGUUCAAGGGGAAAAGGAGCGGGAGCUCGUCGGUGGCGUCGCAGUCUGCGGACUCCAAGGCCAAGGGGGAGUGGAGGCCCAAGUCCAAGGCGCUGUACAAGGAUUUGGAGGCCAUCUUCUCCAACAGGUAG
Messenger RNA from Triticum turgidum subsp. durum (durum wheat), 3351 nucleotides. Lineage: Eukaryota; Viridiplantae; Streptophyta; Magnoliopsida; Poales; Poaceae. The record is from the annotation of a GenBank genome assembly.